Messenger RNA from Silurus meridionalis, 6246 nucleotides. RefSeq names its product calcium channel, voltage-dependent, P/Q type, alpha 1A subunit, a (gene cacna1aa). Gene Ontology annotation, cellular component: neuronal cell body; voltage-gated calcium channel complex; membrane. Gene Ontology annotation, biological process: calcium ion import across plasma membrane; chemical synaptic transmission. Gene Ontology annotation, molecular function: high voltage-gated calcium channel activity. Lineage: Eukaryota; Metazoa; Chordata; Actinopteri; Siluriformes; Siluridae. The record is from RefSeq and is a predicted model, not a curated record.
UAGGUAGUGAAGAAGGAAUUGAUGAAGGAAAUGAAGGAUCAAAAAAUAGGUGAAGGAGGAAGUGAAGGAGAAGAUGAUGGAGCUAGUGAUUGUGGAAGUGACAGGAAAUGAAGGAGGGGUGAAGGAGAAAGUUCUCAUGAUGACACCGGAGGAGCGUUUCCGGGUAUCAGGUCGAUGUGACUCUCCUUGUCUCUGUCACUGAAGAAACAUGAGUCGAGAACUCGAACUGGGCUGCAGGGCGCGAGUGCGCGCGCUCUCUCCGUAAAGGAAGACUGCGCGGGUGCGCGGAGGGGCGGCAGGGUCGCGCGCGUCACGUGCUGCAGUAGAUACACGAUGAUAAGGGCAGGUGCACGCGCGCCGCUUAACUGAUCGCGUACGCGUUAAAACCUUAUUUAGCCAAUUCACCGGUGUACCGGGCCCGCGCUCACUCCGGGGUUUUUUUUCUAGCAGAAAGUGAACGAGAGCGCCCCCACCCUCGUUCCUCCUUCACGGUCACCCCCUCCCCCUCUCUCUACCGGAGAGGACCGAGAGGAAAAGAGGAGUCACCGGGCGCUGGAGGAGGACAGAGCCGAGCUGAGCAGAACGACGCACGGCGGAGAGAAUCAUGUGCACAUCACCGCGCGCGGCUCGCGGGAGCACAAGACGCUCUGUGCGGCCGGAACCAGUGCCGUCGUCCUUCUGCCGCUGACGCGCCUUCCGUUUCUCUUGAUGGGAUUUUAUAAGAGCGGAGCGCCUGAAGGAGGACACCUUCUCCGUGAAGACACCGAGCGAACGAUCGAUUAUUGAGAUCCGUUUUGUUUUGUGUGUUUUGUGAAACACUGUGAUUUGUGAAUAAAUUCCAGAUUGUAGUGUUUGUGACGGGACUGCGUGCGGGUGAGAAGAGCGCCAGGAUGAGCAUCACUCCACUCUACCGAAUAUUGCGGAUGUUUCGAAAUAAAUAAAUAAAUAGACAGAAUUCUUCCAUUUUCACUUUAAAAGAAGAAGAAGACGGAGCGCGUGAGAUUUCUUUUUUAAUGCCGGGUUGGAAAAAAAAAAGAAUUGUUUUUCUAUCAGUUCGUUUUCUUCAUUUUUAGAAUGAUCUGAAGCGUUUUUGGCCUUUACAGCGCGCGCGCUGAGGAAGAGACCGUGUCCGUGUCCGUGUAACGGAGGGGCAGUUUUUUUUCUAGAAUACAUUAAGAUGGAGCCACAGGAAAGAUGAAAGCCUCAGCUGAUUAUGUGAGGUGAAGAUCUGAGCGGUGAUGCUGGAUGUAAAAAUGAGGUGAUGAAGAGCAGCAGAUUGCAGUGAGAAGAUUGAUGCUGCUCUCUGUCCUUUUUUACUUUAACUAGAAGAACAUCAGCGCGUGACUUCUUUUCUUUUCUUUUUUAUUUACGUUUACACCUGAGACACACGCACGCGCGCGCGCGUACUUUCUCUCUUUCUCUCUCUCUCUCUCUCUCUCUCUCUCUCACUCUCUCUCUCACGCACACACACACACACACGUAAAUCUCCGCGCGCUCCGCUCCGGUACGUGAUGCGUGGGAUGUAAUGUGGUGUGGUGGUCGCGCGGAACAUUCUUCACCCCCUUCUUCCCUCCCGCUCCGUGAAGAAGACUGGCGUUCGGCGCGUGCAGAAUGGCGCGGUUCACAGACGAGGCGCCGGCCCGGUACGGCGGAGGUGGAGGUGGCAGUGCGGUGGCGCAUGCGCAUGCGCACGGGCAGAGCGGCGCGGCGCGCGGAGCCAGCAGGCAGGGCGGCCCACCAGGAGCGCAGCGCGUGUAUAAGCAGUCCAUGGCCCAGCGCGCGCGCACCAUGGCCCUGUACAACCCCAUCCCGGUGCGACAGAACUGUCUCACCGUCAACCGCUCCCUAUUCAUCUUCAGCGAAGACAACUUCGUGAGAAAAUACGCCAAAAAGAUCACCGAGUGGCCUCCAUUUGAGUACAUGAUUCUGGCCACCAUCAUCGCCAACUGCAUCGUUCUGGCACUGGAGCAACAUCUCCCUGAUGGAGACAAGACACCCAUGUCCGAGCGCCUGGAUGACACAGAACCUUAUUUCAUUGGCAUCUUCUGCUUUGAGUCUGGCAUUAAGAUUCUGGCUCUGGGCUUCGCCUUCCAUAAAGGCUCCUACCUCCGAAAUGGCUGGAAUGUCAUGGAUUUUGUGGUGGUGCUGACUGGAAUCCUCUCCACUGUUGGCUCAGACUUUGACCUGAGAACGUUGCGAGCCGUCCGAGUGCUGAGACCCUUAAAGCUGGUGUCUGGAAUUCCCAGCCUGCAGGUGGUGCUCAAAUCCAUCAUGAAGGCCAUGAUCCCCCUGCUGCAGAUUGGCCUGCUGCUUUUCUUCGCCAUCCUCAUGUUUGCCAUCAUCGGCCUUGAGUUCUACAUCGGCAAAUUUCACACCACCUGCUUUGAUGACAUCACUGAGGAAAUUCGGGAAGAGUUUCCAUGUGGAACUGAACUCCCCUCACGUCUCUGUCCAAAUGGAACAACCUGUAAGAAAUACUGGCUUGGACCAAACUAUGGAAUCACGCAGUUCGACAACAUCCUGUUUGCUGUUCUUACCGUGUUCCAGUGCAUCACUAUGGAAGGCUGGACAGAUCUUCUGUACUAUAGUAAUGACGCCUCAGGAAGUGCUUGGAACUGGAUGUACUUUGUUCCCCUCAUCAUCAUCGGCUCCUUUUUCAUGCUGAACCUGGUACUAGUGCUGUCUGGUGAGUUUGCUAAAGAACGAGAGCGGGUGGAGAAUCGUAGUGAGUUCCUGAAGCUGAGGCGACAGCAACAGAUUGAGAGAGAACUGAACGGAUAUCUGGAAUGGAUCUGCAAAGCAGAAGAAGUGAUUCUGGCUGAUGAGGACAAUGAUGGUGAUGAUCGGAUGCCCUUUGAUGGAUCACGGAGAAGACCAACGCUGAAGAAAACCAAGAAUGACCUGCUAAACCCGGACGAGGGAGACGGAGACCUGGCCUUAGGGUCUCCGUUUGCUCGUGCAAGCCUGAAGAGCUCCAAGCUUGAAGGAUCUUCUUUCCGGAAGAAGGAGAGGAGGCUACGCUUCUUUAUUCGACAUGUUGUGAAAACACAGGCUUUCUACUGGACUGUUCUGUGUUUGGUUGGUCUGAACACACUGUGUGUGGCUGUGGUUCACUACGACCAACCUGAGAUUCUGUCUGACUUUUUAUACUUUGCAGAGUUUAUAUUUUUGGGGAUUUUCAUGUCGGAGAUGUGUAUUAAGAUGUAUGGACUCGGAACACGGCCGUAUUUUCACUCUUCUUUUAACUGCUUCGACUGCAUUGUCAUUUGUGGCAAUUUUGAGGUGCUCUGGGCGAUGAUUCAGCCCGGGACAUCUUUUGGGAUUAGUGUUUUACGAGCUCUCAGGUUACUAAGAAUCUUCAAAGUGACCAAGUACUGGGCCUCCUUGAGGAACCUGGUGGUGUCUCUGCUGAACUCCAUGAAGUCCAUCAUCAGCUUGCUCUUCUUGCUGUUCCUCUUCAUUGUGGUCUUUGCUCUCCUGGGCAUGCAGCUGUUUGGAGGACAGUUUAAUUUUGAAACAGGAACACCACCCACGAACUUCGACACGUUUCCUGCAGCAAUAAUGACUGUGUUUCAGAUUCUGACUGGUGAAGACUGGAACAUGGUGAUGUAUGAUGGCAUCGAGUCUCAGGGAGGAGUCAACAAGGGCAUGGUGUUCUCCAUCUUCUUCAUUGUUCUCACGCUCUUCGGCAACUAUACACUACUGAAUGUGUUCUUGGCCAUCGCUGUAGACAAUCUUGCCAACGCACAAGAGCUGACCAAGGAUGAGCAGGAGGAAGAGGAAGCAGCCAAUCAGAAAAUGGCUCUUCAGAAGGCAAAGGAAGUGGCAGAAGUCAGUCCGCUGUCUGCCACUAACCUAUCCAUUGCAGCGGUGACAGCUCACUCUGAGCGUCUCAGCACCUCUGAACCCUUUCUUCAGCGUAAGGAGCAGCAGAAGAACCACAAAGGUUCUAAGUCUGUGUGGGAGCAGCGAACCAGCGAGCUCCGGAGGCAGACACUGAUGACCAGCAGGGAGGCACUGUACAAUGAGCUGGACCCGGAGGAUCGCUGGAAGGUAUCAUACUCCCGUCACAUCCGCCCUGAUAUGAAAACUCACCUGGACCGUCCUCUUGUGGUGGACCCUCAAGAAAACCGAAACAACAACACUAACAAAAACUGGCCAGGAGAGGAGCUUCUACACAAACGGCCUCCAUUCCAUUCUGCAGUCAGAGGUGGGGGAAGAAGAGGAGGAAAUGCUUCAGCACAGACUUUGGAGAGAGGAGAAUCUACAGAGUCUCACAAUAGCUGCAGGAAAGUUGAGAACCCAAACAAUGCUGGAACAGAAGGCACUGAGGUGGGCAUGAAGGAUCCUUACCGGAAGAGAGAACAUCGUGGGCAGAGGACUGGACGCUCUUGUCAACACCGAAAGGCUCUGGAUGAAGAAGCUGAGACUGGUGGAGGAGGCAGGAGGCACCGAAACAAGGGCAUGGAGGGAUCAGGGGAAGGUGAACAAGCAGACGGAAAUGAGCGAAGGCAGAGGUGUCACCGACAUGGAGAGAAAGAAGGGAGACGGGAAAGAGGAGAACCGGGGGAGAGAGGUCGACACCGCAGGAAGGAAGGUCCCACUCUGUCCACCACUCGUCCCAUUCAGAAGACUUUGUCUAGACAGGGUAGUCAGUACAGUGAGGACUUGGACAAUGUGAUGAACAGUAAACUUGCUACUCAGCCUCUCGUUCCUGCUGACCUUUACAGCCCAAGCAGCCGCUCUACACCCCACUCCAGCCUCCUCAGCCUGGUCAGCAGCACCCAUGGCUCUCGUCUGGCUCCCAUGGCUACAGAGAGCAGCAUCAUUCUCACUAACCCAGGCUCCACCACUAUUAACCUCAUUCAUCUGGACACCAAGAUGGACUACACAGCCAUAGACAUUCCACCCAUGUUCCCUUCUGCCAAUGCGAUUCUGCAGGUCAAUAAAAAUGCUAACACAGAACCGCUGCCCAAAAAGGAGGAUAUGAAAGGUGAUGAUGAUGAUGAUGACAAAGAUGAUGGAGGACCAAAACCUAUGCCUCCUUACAGCUCUAUGUUUAUCCUGUCCACUACUAACCCAUUUCGUAGGUUGUGUCACUAUAUUGUGACCCUGAGGUACUUUGAGAUGUGCAUUCUGUUGGUCAUUGCCAUGAGCAGUAUUGCUCUUGCUGCUGAAGACCCCGUGUGGCCCGAGUCCCCCCGGAACAACGUUCUGCGUUAUUUUGACUACGUCUUCACGGGAGUGUUCACCUUCGAGAUGCUGAUAAAAAUGGUGGAUCUUGGUUUGGUGCUUCAUCAGGGUUCAUACUUCCGUGACCUGUGGAAUAUUCUGGACUUUAUAGUGGUCAGUGGUGCCCUGGUAGCUUUUGCCUUCACCGGAGGAGGUGAUGGAGAAGGAGACGGUGGCGGCAGUGGAGGAAGCAGUAAAGGGAAGGACAUCAGCACCAUCAAGUCCCUGCGUGUGUUAAGAGUCUUAAGGCCACUGAAAACCAUCAAACGCUUACCCAAGCUCAAGGCUGUGUUUGACUGUGUGGUGAACUCACUGAAGAAUGUGCUGAACAUCCUGAUUGUCUACAUGCUCUUCAUGUUCAUCUUUGCUGUGGUGGCUGUGCAGCUCUUUAAGGGCAAAUUCUUCUACUGCACUGAUGAGUCCAAGGAAUUUGAACGUGACUGCAGGGGUGAAUAUCUGGUAUAUGAGCGAGAUAAUGACGUGAAGGCCCAAAAACGAGAAUGGAGGAAAUACGAGUUUCACUAUGACAAUGUGCUUUGGGCUUUGCUAACUCUCUUUACUGUUUCCACGGGAGAAGGCUGGCCACAGGUUCUGAAACACUCUGUUGAUGCAACAUAUGAGAACCAGGGCCCGAGUCCUGGAUACCGCAUGGAGAUGUCCAUCUUUUAUGUUGUCUACUUUGUGGUCUUCCCCUUCUUUUUUGUCAAUAUAUUUGUUGCCCUGAUCAUCAUUACCUUCCAGGAACAAGGGGACAAGAUGAUGGAGGACUACAGUUUGGAGAAGAAUGAGAGAGCCUGCAUCGACUUUGCCAUCAACGCCAGGCCUUUGACUCGCCACAUGCCACAGAAUAAGCAGACGUUCCAAUACCGCAUGUGGGAGUUUGUGGUGUCGCCACCGUUCGAGUACACCAUCAUGGCAAUGAUCGCCUCAACACCAUCGUGCUCAUGAUGAAGUACGACGGAGCUUCAGAUGUCUAUGAGAAAAUGUUAGGCAACCUGAACAUUGUGUUCACAU